AUGGGGAGACAGUUGGAGCGCCAAGUCUCGGAAGUUGGAUUUCAGGACUAUCAUCCAGGUUGCAUGUGGGGAAUACUUCAUAUUCUUGACUACCAUUAUUGGCAGAGUCCUAAAAAGUCACCUCUACGCAGAAAGCCUGGCAGAGGAAAACAUGUUAGAUGCUGCCGAAAUCCAAAAACAAUUUCUUUUGAUCAUUACACUAAUGAAGUAGAAGAAUAUUUAAGUGCUGAAGCAGUUCCCUUACUGGAUGAACAUAAAACUAUAAAGACUAGCUCAACCAACAGAAUUGCCAGAAAAGCCCAGAUAAAAGCUUUAAUUGCUAAGGAGAUAUUUGCAAGAAGUCGGUCUCAGCAAACUGAUCCAGUCCACCAGUUAGAACCUUCAGACAAUUGCCUUGGUACAAUAAAUAGCGAUUGGGCAAAUCCAAUCAUAAUCCUCCACAAAAGUGCUGAUACUCCUGCCGCCAGAUUGCAGGUUCCAUCUGUCUCUACGACACCUGAAGAACUAGUUGCAAACAAUAGUAAUGCUGAGGCCUGCUCAAAACAAAACCAGCUUUCUACCGAGGAUGCAUUUUCCUUGGAGCACUGUCGUAACUCAUUAAACCAUACCCUUUCACGUGCUAAGCAUCUCAACAGAGAAAUUUCAUGCCCUCAGUUUAUGGAGAGUGUGGAUGUCCUGGAGAUACUGAAGGUAAAUCAAAAGCUGUUGGUGGAAAUCCUAAAGGAUCCAGACGCUCAAAACACCCAUGUCCAGAAGACUUCCAACGCAAAAGUAAGAUUAAGGAGGUCAGGAUCAUUUCCUGCAGCUGACUGUUCACACAUUAGAUUUGUUAGGCCUAGUACAAUUGAGCACAAGCAGAAGGAAAUUUGGUCCUUUCCAAGGGGAGUGAAGUCACCCAUCGGGACUCCAGCACCUACUGCAAUCAAGUCUUUGGAAGAUUUUUCUGAGAAGUCAAUAGAUUUAAAGGCUACCAAUCAUGGAGUCGCGUCUAUUGCUCCAGAAACACAGUUUUCUUCUCUUGAAUCAUCUCAGGGAUUACAUAAACACAGGUGGCAUCUUCCAUUCAUGAGUCGUUUUAAAGUUCUUCAGAAAAAAAUAAAGUAUGCACUCACAGAAAGGAAAAGGGAGACUAAUCUUGUUUCAGUGAAUGCAAGUCUCUAUAGAGUUCCUUCUGGAUGCAAGUUUUCCACCGAUGAGGAAGAGAUGUCUAAGAAGUUGAAGGAGAUUACAAUUAAUCAAGAUGGUAUAGAAAAUCCCACGAGCUUUCAGGAGAUGAGUUAUUUUGAUAAUGAUCUCAGCAAAGGUCAAGUUCCUCACAUAAGAAGAGGAACCUCUUUAAAGGAGUCAUUGGAUGGUUAUACUCGAUUGUUUGAGUACAGUUUCAGUAAAGAGUCCAAGUGGCACCAGUAUCAAUCUAAAAGCUUAAAAUUGUCGAGCGAAGAUAAAGUUCAACCCGGUGGUCUGAAAUCCUUCAGAAGGAGACUCUCUCUGCCAGAUAUUGAGUCUAUAUAUCACAUUCGAAAUGAGCCCUCAGGUGAUGCCCUUAGUUCAAAUACGUCAACUAUGACAGGAAUGGAAUAUGAUGCAAAUGCUAAAGAAGACGUUCAUAAUGACUUGAAGUCCAUAAGCAUUCCUGAAGUUGGAAAACAAUUCAAAAGACUAGAUACUGUGGGAGAGACUGAACUUCAGAGAAACAUAGUAGAAAGAGUUGGCAGCAUGGACAGUAAUGAAUGUUCAGGUGGCCUAAUGGUAAGUAACAGCGAAGGAAGUUCUAUGACAAUUGAACUAAAUCAGGAUACAAUGGAACCUGAAAGGUGUGAGCAUUGCCCUCAGAGCAAUCAGGGGAUUUGUUCGGCAAACACCUCCAUUAGAGAGCACGAAGAACAAAGUCCAAUUUCAGUUCCUGAGACUCAUUUUCGAGAUGAUAUAACUUGCCGAACAGAGUUCCCAACAUCAGAAGGUCCAGAGCGGGAUCCUAAGCACAUGUUUGUUGAUGAACCAGAUUCUUCUGUCACUUUACAAGAUAGGUCAAGCGGAGAUUCCUUAGAAGGAACUCGCAGCACUACCAGCCUUGAGAAUGCAGAAAAUGCAAGUACAAUGGUUGGUGCUGAAUUCCUUAAUUUUGAAUUGAAUAGGCAAGAAGAUGAUGCUGAUUUCAAUUAUGUGAGAGAUGUCCUUGAGGUUUCCGGUUUCACUGGGCCACAGUUCCUUGAAACAUGGUAUUCAUUAGAGCAGCCAUUGAGUCCAACAUUGUUUAAAGCUUUAGAAGCUUAUUUGCACAAAGGAUUUGAAUCUUCUUCAGAGGAUGUUGCCUACAAUUGCGAUCACCUACUUCUGUUUGAUUUGAUUAACGAGGAACUGCUUGAGAUAUAUGAGAGCUCAUUAGCCUACUUCCCGAGGCCCUUCUCCUUCACUCAGCAAGUCCGUCCAUUGCCCAGGGGAAAUCAUGUUAUCGAGGAAGUCUGGAAAAGAAUUAGCUGUUACAGGAGGUCAACGUCAGAAAUGGACCAGUCAGUAGAAGAUAUAGUAGCUCGAGACUUGGAGAAAGGUGAUGGCUGGAUGAAGCUUCAACUGGAUGCUGAGGAUGUAGCACUAGACCUGGAAGAUUUGAUUUUCGAUGAACUUGUAGAUGAAGUUAUAUGUUCAUAUUUAGACAGUUGA
Molecule: messenger RNA, 2661 nt
Organism: Dovyalis caffra
Lineage: Eukaryota; Viridiplantae; Streptophyta; Magnoliopsida; Malpighiales; Salicaceae
Source: the annotation of a GenBank genome assembly